CGGAGGGCUCCCAAGAUGGCGGUGGUGUCUGUGUCAGGCGCCGCGUCGGUCCCCAGCCCGGAGCCCCCCGCGCUGGAGCCGGGGCUUGGCCCGGACCGAGUCCCCGAGGAGGAGCUGCCCUCGCUGGACCCGGCCGAGGUGCGGAGCCGCCUGGAGCGGAGCUCGCACCAGUUCCGCAACCGCCGCAAGGUCCUGAUCCGGGGGCUGCCCGGGGACGUGACCAACCAGGAGGUUCAUGAUCUGCUGAGCGACUAUGAACUGAAGUACUGCUUUGUGGACAAAUACAAAGGGACUGCGUUUGUCACCUUGCUGAAUGGGGAACAGGCCGAGUCGGCCAUCCAGAAAUUCCACCUGAGCCAGCUGCGGGACAAGGAGAUCUCUGUGCAGCUGCAGCCCACCGACGCCCUCCUGUGCAUUGCCAACCUCCCCCAGCUCUACACGCAACAGCAGUUUGAGGAGCUGGUUCGGCCUUUUGGAAACCUGGAGCGCUGCUUCUUGGUGUACAGUGAGAAGACGGGCCACUCCAAAGGCUACGGUUUUGUCGAGUACAUGAAAAAGGACUCUGCAGCCAGAGCAAAAUCCGAGCUGCUGGGCAAACAGCUGGGGAUGCGGACCCUGUAUGUUCACUGGACCGAUGUCAACCAGCUGACCGUAGACCUGGUUCAUUCCAAGUGCCUGUGUGUGGGCAAGUUACCCCCUAACUACAGUGACCUGGAGGAGCUGAGACAGGUCUUCUCAGCCGUCUCUGCCCCGACCUUCUGCCAGCUGGCGUACGGUCAGGAUGGCCAGCUGAAAGGCUUUGCAGUCCUGGAGUAUGAGUCAGCAGAGAUAGCAGAAAUGGUCCAGCAGGCCACAGAUGGCCUGCCACUCGCUGGGAACCACGUCCGCGUCUCCUUCUGUGCCCCAGGCCCUCCUGGGCGCAGCAUGCUGGCCGCCCUGAUAGCUGCACAGGCCACGGCGCUUAAUCGUGGGAAAGGGCUCCUUCCAGAGCCAAAUAUCCUUCAGAUUCUUAACAGCCUGGGGAACCCCGCUUCGAUCCAGCUCUUACUCAACCCCCUACUUCACGGAGCCGUUGGUGGAAAACAGGGAAUCCUGGGGGCCCCCCCGUCCAUGCCGCUCAUGACCAACCCAGCCCUCUCCACAGCUCUUCUUCAGCUAGCUCUGCAGAACCAAUCGCAAGCACAGCAGAAACCCGGGAUCUUGGGGGACUCUCCUCUCAGUUCUCUACAGCACGGCACCUUGGGGUUGGCGACCGCCCCGGCUCAGCCCGGAAGCUCGCUGCUGGGAGAACUCGCCUCAGGGGGUCCUCUGCCUGCUGACAUGACACAGGGGCACGUGAAGUCACCGAUCCUGCCUUCGGGGGGCAUGCCCCUGGCAUCCUUCCCGGGACCAGUGGGGACCGAUAGAGAGAACUCGGCAAUGGGGCCGCAGGUGUCCCAGCUGACCCCAUCUCCUGGGACCCCAUCAACCCUGCCGGGCCUCACCACCUCCAUCCUGGGAUCGGUGAUCAGUGGACUUCAGAAACCAAAGCAGAUGGAGAACGGGGUCUCGCUGCUGGGAGAGCCGCCCAAAGACUUCAAGAUUCCUCUCAACCCUUAUUUAAACCUGCACAGCCUUCUUCCUGCAAAUAGCCUGGGAGGUGGUGCCAAUAAAGCAUUUAAUCUGAAGGCGGGAGUGCUGGGUAAUGUUUCCAAUCCCAGAAUCCCACAGCCCGCCAUGGCCGACCCAUCGCUGCCCUCUCCCGGGCUGGCAGGAGACAACUAUGCUUUUGACUAUCAGCCGGACUUGGGAUCCCGAAUGUACGCCCAGUCGAGGGACCACGCUGGGCCCAUCCUGGGCGGAUUUGGACAUAGCAGGCACAAGAUGUCUUCAUCUCCUGGAUUUGAGCGGAGCAGCUUGGGGCCACCCCUGCCGCCCUUCUACUCAGGAUCCCCAACCUCCUACUUCACCAGUGGCCUUCAAGCUGGGCUUAAACAAAGCCACCUGAACAAAGCAGUAGGGAUGCCACCUGUGGGCACCGGGGACAAUAUCCUGGGCUUGGGACCAAACAGCCAUCCCCACGGCUCCCACUCCAAGACUCCGAUCGGGGGCCAGAAACGGGCCUUCUCCCACCUGCUGCCAUCCCCAGAGCCCAGCCCGGAGGGCGGCUACGUCGGACAGCAUUCUCAGGGCCUGGGAGGGCACUAUGCAGACUCCUACCUGAAGCGGAAGAGGAUAUUUUAACCCCCUCCCUGCUGAAGCACUAUCAUCCCCUCCGCGUGUAAAUCUUGUACAAACUUUUUUUUAACGUUAGUCUUGAUUUUGAGGUUUUUACGUGUGUGAGAAAGACUUGGCUUCUCUGAGCGGGGUGGGAAGCCCCACAGGCUUCCUGCCGGAGGAUGGGCCUUUCCAAUUACCCUCCUCUUCCGCCCCCCCUCCCCCCCCGUUCCAGAACCAGCACCUGUCUGCGUCGCAGACAGCCGGAGCAGAGGCAAGCACUCCGAAAACGUACCGUGCGGGGGGAGGACAAAGCUUACCCCCGUGGCCCCUGUUGCUGCUGCUCUCGGUGCCUCUCUGUGGGGCAGAACCUGCUGGAGUCGUGCUGUAUUCUGAUUGCAGUAACUGGGAACCUACAAACAAUCCUGAGAGGACAGUAAGUCCGAGGGAGAUGCAUGUUCCCUGCCUUAAACUGCUGCUUCAGAGAGAGGAAUGUAACUGACUCCAGCAGGUGCCCUCUGCUCACCGUAAUGUGAGCUUGGAUGUUCUGGUAGCGCAGAGGUGGCGAUCUAGGGGGCAGCGAUUCGGAUACACGUACAGCGUUCUUGUUACGCCGUGGGACUCCAGAUCUGCCUGGUUCCUGACCCCACCCUGCUCAAAGCCUUCAGAGCUGCAUCUGGGAUGCAGCGCUCCCUAGGGGCUUACGCUGAGCUCCAGGUCUCAGGCCCCGCCUGCCUCUCCAAAUUCCUGUUCUGUUUUGUUUUUUUAAAACCCUUCAGAUGCUGACGUUUUACACUUUAGUUUGGUAAUGAGAUUUGUAAGUUGCCUUUUUAAUUCAUGCUUUGGUUUUUAUUUCUUUUUUUAACUAGCUAGGAGCAGGAAUCUUGGUCCAUUGUAAGGUCGCUGAGCCUGGUCAUUCCUUUUUUUUUUUUUUAGUUUCUCCCUCCUGGGCAUGAACUUUUGUUCUAGAAGUUUCUUUUGGGGUGGGGGGGGUCAAACAUUUUCCUUGAUUUCUAUUUUGCUGAGUCUUGCAGUAGGUGCCAGCUGCAGCGCGGCAAACAGACCUGCUUUUCCUGCAGCCCGGCAGCCUCCGGACACUGUUUCCCAGGAAGCCGAUCUGCCUCCCCCCUCCUGUUGACCAAGCUUGGAGGGCGGUUGUGGUUUCGUGAUAUCCGACACGAGGCCGCCCUUGUGUUUGGUGUGGAACUAGACGUUCAGCCGUUUGCACCCUCUCUCCAGCUGCAUUUUUAAUAUAGCAUUAAAUGCAGUUGAGCCAAUGUGGUAGGAUGCUGGCAGCUUUGGGUCUCAAGCCCUGGACGGUGUGUGCUGCUGGAACGGGAUGGUUAAUGCCUCGGGACCGAGCCGCUAGCCAGCUGAGAGUCGAGCGGGCGGCAGAGCUGCCAAGCAAGCCGGGGUCCUGCUGGCCUCCAUGGAUAAGCUGUUUUCUCUCGGGGGGGGGGAUUUGCAGGUCUGUUUGUAUAGAGACUCUCCACCCUCUCUUGAUUUGGGGUUUAUAAAGUUGCUACCAUGUUUCUACUGUAGAUGCUGUCUGGCUUGCUGUAUUUGUGGGGCUUCCAAGCCCUCGAGAGCUGGACAUUGCCUUUCCAAAGUAAAGAGAGAUUUAUAUCGA
Malaclemys terrapin pileata is the source of this 3826-nucleotide messenger RNA. RefSeq names its product ribonucleoprotein, PTB binding 1 (gene RAVER1). Lineage: Eukaryota; Metazoa; Chordata; Testudines; Emydidae. Bases 16 to 2223 code for a protein of 735 amino acids. Gene Ontology annotation, molecular function: RNA binding. The transcript has 14 exons. The record is from RefSeq and is a predicted model, not a curated record.